This is a messenger RNA of Synchytrium microbalum, 3279 nucleotides long. RefSeq lists its product as uncharacterized. Gene Ontology annotation, molecular function: nuclear export signal receptor activity. The record is from RefSeq and is a predicted model, not a curated record. The transcript is spliced from 18 exons. Gene Ontology annotation, biological process: protein export from nucleus. The coding region runs from base 1 to 3279 and encodes 1092 amino acids. Lineage: Eukaryota; Fungi; Chytridiomycota; Chytridiomycetes; Synchytriales; Synchytriaceae.
AUGGAUGUACCGGCUCUAGUCCUUGAAUUCUUCCUCAAUCCACACACGCUGCCGGAUAGGAAAGCCUACAUUGAACAGACAUUGACUGAAUUCAAGUCGAGACCAGAUGCGUACAGGCUCGCCCUCCCAUUUCUCGCUGACACGACAGAUCCACAUGUUGCAUGGUUUGGUCUGUCAGUUUAUGAGGGAUGUGUAAGCAAAUGGAGUCAAAUCGAUGCUGGAGAGAGAAGAGAACUGAGGUCCUUGUUUUGGAACAAGCUCACAUCAAACCACAAUACUAUGCCACCCUUUCUUCUCAACAAGAUGGUCAAAUUGGUCGUCGAUAUCGCCAAACAAGAGUUCCCAAACGAAGAUCCUGAUUUCUUUGUAAACAUAUACGCAUUGCAAUUACCAUCCUUGUCGUUAUGUCUUACAAUGCUGAAAAUUGUCGCUGAAGAGUUCUCGCAAUCAGGAAGACAAGACGUACCAGCAGCUCGAAAAAGAGAGUUAGAUAUCUUGCUAAAACAGCAGGUGUCAAACAUACUAGCUAUAGCUGUAGACGUGUUAGCUCGUAUAUAUCAGUCACUUCUUGUGUCAUCAUCUACAAGCACACCAGCUGGCUCACCAUCCGAAGCCGCAUUUGCCGGUGGAAUGAGUCUGUACAGCCCGCUCAAACUGCCAGACGGCACAUCAUUCCCUCAUGUCGGUAUAUCUCCUACACGACCACGAAAUUCACCAUACGGCCACGACAUGUUUGUCCAUGGUGGUAGAAUAUCAUCAGAGAACGCCACCACUUCAGGACUUGCUCUUGAAGUUAUACAAACCCUAUUUGCAUUCAUACCACUUGAACAGAGUACAAGCACAUAUUUACCUAAUACCAUGGACAUGCUGUUUAAAUUCUCGCAGUUGAAUGAUGAUUCGACGGUAGCAUUAGGAACUUUGGCUAUUGCAUGCUUGAAUGAAUUGAUGGCUAGGAAUUAUGUACCUCCUGGUCCUUUUGUGGAUUUCUUGUUGAACGUGUCUGUACAGAUGUGUGAAUUGAUGAGGUUUCUGACGGAUGAGUCACCAUUAUCUACUGCUCCGAGAUUGGCCGAUGUAGAUGAGGCGUACAAGAGCAAAUGCAUAGAAUUCAUACAGUACUUUAUGUCACAACACUUUUCACGAGCUCAAGGACAAUUCCCAGUCGAGUCUUUCUUGGAGUUGCUCUUCAAGUUCACCUUUCUCCAGACUUCAGCCGAUGGAUUCCAAGCCUGUCUGAAGAUAUGGGAUGUCUUUCUGGACUUUCUAGCCACGCAGAAAGAGAAUGCAUCCGCUACCAGGCAAGCAAAAAAAUAUAUAUUUUGGAAUGAAUGCUCAGCGCCUGAUAACACCCAUCUCCAACUCAGUAGGUACCAAGAGUGCGUACAUAGCCUCAUACGAGCCAUAACGAAACGAUGCCGGCAUUCUGAAAAUGCUGAAGAACUAGAAGAAUUAUCAGAACGGGUUGAGACUGAUGAACUUGGACAGUCAGCUACUGCUUUAGAUGUGUUUAGGAAUAAUUGUGUGGAUCUCGUAGUCAAGGCAGCUGAUUUAUAUCCAGUCUAUGUAUUGCAGUACUUUUAUUCGUUGUUGGAGUCGGAUAUGACUGCUGUUGCAGCUCAAAAUCUCAAACCUGAUGCGAUGUGUACGACAAUCAAAGAUUUGACGACCAUCAGUAUCUUUUUCGGAAGACUAGCACCUCUAUUCACAUCCAAUGUCGAAGUGGCUAGUAGUGUGACAGUCAUCUUUGACAAGUUGCUUGGUCUACUGCAACAGGUUCAACCACUUGCUAAUACUGGUGGCGUUGUAGGAAGCGUUGCAACUGAUCUGGAAAAACAACUCUUCCAAAUGCUGGUACUGAAUAUACAUUGGAUUGCAAUGGUGAAUGCUAUGACGAGAGAUAAUGCUGAAAAGGCAUCACAGUUUAAGGAUUUUGUCGUGAGAAUGGUGUCGCUGAGUUUGAUUUCGUUGGGACAGCAGUCGCCUGAUGUUGCAUACUCUGGUUCAUCAUUUAUGAUAUCCCUGACGAGAACAGUCAAACCUGACAUUGGAGAGACACCGGUUAUGGUUGAUUUAAUACGGAAUGUGCAUGUACAGAGUCUCCCGUACAGGACGGAUGUCUUGAGGAAUGUGUAUACUUUUAUUACCAACUUAUUCACAUUAUCACAAUCAAUCAAACCUGAUGAGAGUGAAUGGACUGCACGAGCAGGAAUGUUUCGAAGUUUUUGUGGUGGAUUUGUUGUUGCUUUGAUGAGUGAGAAUGGGCAGGUGUUAGACAAGACUCGAGUAAUACAUUCUCUGAAUUGUCUAUGUGGAGUCUUCCAAUCCGUGAAAGAUGCACAGACGCUAUCAAAGAAUGUUGCAUUGGAAGGUGUUGGUGUCUUGAUACCGCAUCUUCCUGGUCUGGUGUCGAUGUACUCGAAUGAUAUGGAUGUGUUACCAACGCUUCUGGAGACCGUUCUCAUGCUGUUCCAAUCUCUAUCGAAACAAUUAUUACGGCUAGAUAAUGCAAAUGGAAUGGCUGCUAUCAUACAAGCUGUGUUGCAACAAGCUGCCAAUAUGUCAACCAGUACUUCGAAUGCUAUUGUUGGCGAAGUUGUGACGAGUUUGUGUCUUCUCUUCACAACUAUAGUAGAAGACUCUUCAAAAGUCACCAUCCGAUUCUUACCAGACAUUAUUGCAUCCGUUGUAUAUACCAUACAUCCAAAGUACUUGACCUCAGAUAUUGACGCAUUAGCACCAGCACGAACAGCAUUCUACGACCUUGUAUAUAAAAUAUUGCUCGUACAUUGGAGAUACUUUUUCGGAAGUCAAGUUAAUCGCAUGUUGGGGAAGAGUGAGGAGGAGUCCAAGCAUCGAGGAGAAUUCAUGGCACUUGUCCAGAUCAUUGCAGAAUCAUUCAAACAUUCAGACAUCUCUGUAUUCAAACAGAAUUUGAGUGUUUUGGAGUCGUUGAAUGAUAAAUGUCAGUUAUACGCCAAGAUUCGUGACGACGCUCUUGUACCCUUCCAACACCUGUUUCUUACAAUGUUAAUCUCCAAAAGCCAUGACUUUUUACGGGAAGACGUGAUCACGCAAGUCCUAUCACACAUGAUAUUAACGGACUUGGCCAUGUUUCAGAGUACAACCAUCCCACAAUUUGUGAAUCAGCAUUGUGGGAGGAUGAGGAGGGAGGAUCAGGAAGUGUUGGGAGGGUAUUUGGUUGCUAUUCGUGAUGCUCAUAGUUGCAUGGACAAUUUGAAUUUGCUUGUGAAUGAUUAUGCUUACUUUGCUAGCCGAUAA